Messenger RNA from Coniophora puteana RWD-64-598 SS2, 948 nucleotides. RefSeq lists its product as uncharacterized. The transcript is spliced from 2 exons. The record is from RefSeq and is a predicted model, not a curated record. Gene Ontology annotation, biological process: regulation of DNA-templated transcription. The coding region runs from base 1 to 948 and encodes 315 amino acids. Lineage: Eukaryota; Fungi; Basidiomycota; Agaricomycetes; Boletales; Coniophoraceae. Gene Ontology annotation, molecular function: sequence-specific DNA binding; DNA-binding transcription factor activity.
AUGCCCAAGAGCAUGCCUCCCAGGAGCCCCAACCGUCGUUCAAGAGCCACUCCGUACAAAUUCCUACCGCAGGAGCAAAGCCCCAAGAACGACGCCACUAGGUCAGACCACCAGCCUCUCGGGCCGCAUUGCUCAGCAGUAGUAAGAGUGGCGCCGGUUCUAUGCCAUUAUCCCACAUUAGUGUGUGGCUCCGACGGCUGGAAAACUGUGCCCAAGCCAUUCUACGUGUAUCUUCCGCUAUCUCCCCAGGACGCGUUCUUCUGCGAGAAGCUCGGGAUACCCCCUCGCCACAGCAUCGACCUCGACCUCGUGGGACAUCUUCAGGCGACGAGGGCCAUCCCGCAGGUCUCGCUCUGCCAUCUCCUCGGGCUGGCGAUCAAAGGUAGCGCACGCGGUCGCUUGCUUCUCGACGACCUCUGUUUCGAAGUUGCGGAUCACCUCGAGAAGUGGAGAGAUUCUCGGUACAAGACGCUCAACAAGAUAUCGGUCAGUAACUUGUUGGGCAAAUACAACAUGUUCUACAGGAUACCGAGGCCCGCUGAUGUACCUGGCCGAGGGAACUACUGGGCUUUAGACGUUUCUCGUGACGGGCGCAAGGACUAUGUGCCGCGUGCCGCUCGAUUGAAGGCAAACAACCAAAAACUGACAAACGCGCCGAGGGGUGACGGCCAAGCAGCCGACAUCACCACACUCGCGUCAGUGUCAAUCUCUGCUCGUCGCCCUUCGAAUCCUGAAGACAGUCUGGAAACCUUUGUGGGGCUGGACCCAGUGGGAGAUGAUAGUCAAGAAACAGAGGUAACCCCCAGCCCUGAUCCCUUUCAUCCUUAUCAUCCAGUAGGUCUCGGUAUCGGAUCCGGAAGUGAUCAAGCACAUGAUAACGGUAGAGAGCUUUUGGACGUGAUCUUCUCGACUGGGGGAUCUGGAUUUGGUCAUGCUUCCCAUAUUUGA